Messenger RNA from Trematosphaeria pertusa, 626 nucleotides. RefSeq lists its product as uncharacterized. Lineage: Eukaryota; Fungi; Ascomycota; Dothideomycetes; Pleosporales; Trematosphaeriaceae. The transcript has 3 exons. Gene Ontology annotation, biological process: chromosome segregation; kinetochore assembly; mitotic cell cycle. The record is from RefSeq and is a predicted model, not a curated record. The coding region runs from base 145 to 375 and encodes 76 amino acids. Gene Ontology annotation, cellular component: nucleoplasm; kinetochore. Gene Ontology annotation, molecular function: protein heterodimerization activity.
CCCACCACACACAGCACACGUCCUCGAAACUCAACCUCGCCGAACCGCCCUUCCUACCAGCGCCUUUCUCCCCGUCCCCUCAAGCGAGACAGCCAAAUCCCCCGCGUCCACCCGUCUUCCAAAGCUCAAGGGCGGCAAACAAACAUGGCGCACACGCUGUAUCCCCGCGGCACGGUCAAGAAGAUUGUAAAAGCGCACUCGAACCGCGCGCUGAGUCGGGAUGUGGAUAUCUUGAUCUUCCUCCACUAUGCGCUGUUUAUGCAGGAGCUGGUCAAGGAAGCGAGCAUCGCGUCGAAGCAGGCUGGCGAACGGGGUCUGUCGGCGAGGAGCGUGCGGAAGGUUCGGGAAGGGUGUCUGAGGGGGUUUAAGGGAUGAGUGAGCGGAUAGAUGGUCGAUAUGAUUUCACCAACGGCACAGGGGACAAGAGCGCAGGAAAAGCCGGGCAUAGCAGGGAGACGGGCUUGGGCGUGAGACGAGACGGGCUCUGCAAGUGGGCAUGGCGUUCUUGGGAGGGGUCGGAGUUAGGAUCAUGAUACCCCGGCGAUUUCGCCCUUCAAAGCAUAUACAUUAUUCAACUUUUCGGGCCCCUUGCUGUUUGGCGGCGAUGCCGUCGACCGAGGCCACUC